Messenger RNA from Mercenaria mercenaria, 16048 nucleotides. RefSeq lists its product as uncharacterized. Gene Ontology annotation, cellular component: actin cytoskeleton; cytoplasm. The transcript is spliced from 40 exons. Gene Ontology annotation, biological process: cytoskeleton organization; actin polymerization or depolymerization; actin filament severing. Bases 308 to 13537 code for a protein of 4409 amino acids. Gene Ontology annotation, molecular function: actin filament binding; phosphatidylinositol-4,5-bisphosphate binding. Lineage: Eukaryota; Metazoa; Mollusca; Bivalvia; Venerida; Veneridae. The record is from RefSeq and is a predicted model, not a curated record.
GUGUGUUUUCAAAAGCCAGAUUACAUAAUAUUAAGAUGGAUUUACUUGUCUUCUGUGGCGUACGAGACGAGCAACAUCCCGGGAAUCACAAACUAGAAAAGUAAAAUAAACAGCUGAAUAACAGUGUGCGAUGAAAUUGAAAAAAAAAAGUAUAAAUAUGUGACAAGGAAAAUAGCUCUACAGAGACUGACAGCAAAAUGUGUCAAAGGUUAAGAAUUCAGUGAUUCUGAAAGCUUUUCUUGUGAAAAUGUUAUGAGAAAUUAUAUGUCUGGUAGCGUUUUUAUGUAGACUCGUUUUAGCUGUUAAGAUGCCAUUUGGAAAUAUUAUAAUUGUUCCCGGUCCGACCCGACGGAGGAGUUCUCUCACAGACUUGCCGACUUACCAGCGUCGACAUAGAAACAUUGGUGAUCUUCGAUACACAGGGAAUACUGAUCUAACAAGUUAUACACCCACUUACAGUGACACUUCGCCUCGAUACAGAUCAAAUCAUGGAUUCACAGACUUUCCAAGAGAAUCGUAUAUCUCGUCACCAACUUUAAGCAACAGAGGUCUGUUCUCCGAUGGUGAUAGUAUGUCCAAAUAUACAAGAGGUUAUGACAUAAGCAAUAGAAACUCCUCUGACUUCACAACAAAAAGUUAUGAUUCACCAAGAUUCUAUGAUCGAGGCAAAUUUAGUACAGACAGACCUGGUAGCGAGGUAACGUCACCUCCAUUUGAAUUUGGUGUCAAUUACAAGAGUCCAAGAACCUAUGACACAAGCACAAAAAGCCAUGACAUCACCUCAAGAACUUAUGACAGGAACACAAUACUUGAUGAUGUCACCACAAGGAGGUCACCUGCAAGGACCACUAGUAUCAGUGACCGAGAUGUUGUUAACAAGCAGGCCCACGCUGACGCCCCAAUUGACAGGAGGAGGCAGGGGUCUGCUGACUCAACGAGUAGUCACUCCAGUGAGAGAUCUGGUGGUACAGAAGACAGGUCUUUAUUCAAUGCACUGAAACAUCGCUACAAAGAAACAGCAGAGAAACAUCAUGACGAUCCUGGUGGUAGAGCGCCAUUUUCGUCGUGGCGACGCAGCGGAAAUUUUGAAGAUGUGGCAUCAUCAAUUGCUCCAGAAGCACAGAAAGAGAAAACCAAAUCUCUGGAGCGUAAAACAUACCAUAGAGACGCGGACAAGAGUUCUCCACGGGGAGGCUCUUAUCACGAGGAUGAAUCAAGGUCAGGUUACAAGGACACUGAUAGGUCAAGGUCAAAUGUAAAGGACUCAUCUGCUUUAAGUGAAAAGCAGGGGGAAAUGAGCACAGAUGAUCUAAUAUUUAAUUUUCGGCAAGCGCUGUGUCGCCAUGCACUUUCGGAAAAAGAAAAGGCACAAGAACAGGGCAGAGGUGCUGAUUCAAAUGUGCCAAAGGUAGACAUUGAAGAUGACGCAACAGCUCAAAGACUUGAAAGACUUAGAGCUGCUAGAGCCAAGAUUCAUGAACAAAGGCAAACUGAAAAAGUUCAUUCGCAAAGUUUCGCGACAGAAUUUAAAGUAGAUAAAGACAAGCAUGAAAAACCUAGAUCUGAAUCAGCAAGUUCUGUUUCUGCUCAGAAAUCCGACAAAGAUAGGGUUCAUGUUGGAGAACCAGUUUCUAAGUCUGAUGAGCAGAAGCAAAAGCAUGCCACAAAAUUAGCUAGACAGAAACUAGUUUCAGAUGAUCUUAAAGCAAAGUAUAUGAUAAAACGUGAUGAUGAUAAAGAAAAGACUCCACCAAGAGAUGAAGGCCUUUCUAGAAAAAGGUCUGAUAGAAAAGACAGAUUAGAUGAACAUAAAGAAUUUUGGUCAAAAAAGACUGAGCAUGAGAAAGAUUCCAGUAAAAUUAAAGCUAAGUCGGAGUCAGAAUCUGUUCCAACUAUGGAAGAAAUGUUACUUGGUUCAACGCAACAUGCAAAAUCUUUAGUGUCAAAGAAAUUUGAAAAUGUGGAUCAUUCAUCACCAUUCGGUUCAGUAUAUUCAAAACUAUCCACUGUUGUUACAACAACUACAUCAUCAGCCUCAUCAACAUCAGCAGUCACUUCAACAUCACCAUCAUAUCAUACACAGCCAGAAAAAACAGAAAAAUCGAAAAAUGAAAAAUUGAAUGAAAUGGUCUCUUCAAGACGAGUUGAAAUUAAGGAUACCAAAGAAUCAAAAGAACAAAAAAGUGACAAAAGUGAUAAAAAGUAUAAGAAAUAUGCAAAAGCGAAAUCAUUAGAACUUGGGGCAUUAUCAAAGAAAGAAAAAACAGAAUCUGUGAAUUCAGCUGAAACUAAAGAUGAUUCUAAGAUAGAUAGUACUGAAGAUGCAUCCCAAUUGAGUAGAGUAGAAAGAAUAGCUAAAUACAAAGAGGAGAGAAGAAAACAGUUAAAAACUCUUCAAGAAAGGUUUGCAGCAGGGGAUAGUUCAGAAUUACCUUCAUUGUUUCUUUCAAGCAAACCUGAUCAGGAAGACAGUUCUAUAUCAAGAUCAAAAAGUUUAAAAAUUGAGACUGAUAAUAAACUUGAUACAACAAGUAGUGCAAUUGCUAGAUCUAGAAGUUUGAAACAUGAUACUGAUUAUUUAGACAGGUCAAGUCCAGCUUUUGGUGAAACACAUAAGAUGCCUGGACUAAGAUUAGCAGAACUUGGAACACAAGCAAAACCUGUAGAAGUGAAUAAGGAUAAAGAUGUGUAUGAGUCAAGUGAACAGAAAUAUAACACAGACAAAAUUAUUGAUAAAUUACAUGCAUUAAAGAAAUUAAAGGAAGAACAUGCAAAAAAGUCAGGUUCCAGUCAUGAAGAAAUGCCUAAUAUGAGGUACUCAAAAGAAUUCCAAGGUGAUGGAGUUGAUAUAGGUAAACCUGUCUCAUAUGCCUCUAAAGCAUUGCUGGCUGAUAGAGCUAUAGAUAAAACUCCUAGAGAAAAGGCUGUAUCACCUGCAAGAGAUCGAAUUCGGUCUAGGUCGAAGGAAAGAGAAAUUGCUGCUAAAACUGACAAAAUUAUUAAACAGCCUUUUGCUAAAGAAACAGAACAAAAGAGCUUUUUUGAAUUUGGGACAGUUUUUACAAAGAAAGAACCAAAAGCUGAAAAAGAAAAACAGGAAAAGACUUCAGCUCUAGAAGUAAGAAGUGUUGAUGAAAAGGAUUAUGAUUCUGGAAGAGACAGUGCUGAUUUGUCUUCAAGAGUUCGAAGAAAGUUGCCAUCUGUAGAGGAUGUUUUAGGUACCAGUGUUGAGGAUAAAGAAAAUGUUGAAAGGUUAAAUAAAGAAAAACAUUUAAUGAAGGAAAAAGAAACAGAAAACAGAAAACAACAUAUGAAAGAACUGACGGAAGAAGAAUUGUCAACCAUGACUGCUGAACAGAUUAGUAAAAGAAAAAUUGCUGAAAAUAUCGAAAAAGCUAAGCAUAAAUUUUCAGAAAGUGAUAAAUUUGAUGCUCCAAAAUUUGAACUUGGAACAGUUUAUACCAGUAAAAAGACUGAGAAAAAGUCAGUGCCUGAGAAAACUGUAAAACAAGAAAUUAAAUCUGAUGAAAGUAUUGGUAAACAAGAUUCUUUAGAACGAACUCGUAAGAUAAUGUUAGGAAUUUCACCUGAACCUGAACAAGUUCAAAAACUGCAGAAGCCUCAUAAAGUGGAGAAACAGGGAACUGAUUUUGCUCAAUCUAGAAAGGAAGCACACUCUGAGCGAAAACACUCUCAUAAAAAAGAAAAGCAAAUAAAAGAGGAAAAAGUGUCUCAGAAACUAGUCAAAGAUGUAAAAGAGGAAAAGCUACAGGCAAAACAAGAUGAAAAGUCUAGAAAACCACCUUCUUCACCAAGAAGUGAAAGAAGAAAACAAGCUGAAGAAAGGUUUGGUAAAGCUUCUGAAACAUCAGGUUUUGAAUUUGGAACAAGUUACACUAAGAAAGAACCAGUGAUUUCAAAGCAGGUUGAAACCUCGAAAAGAUCAGUAAAAUCUGAGGUGGAAUCAAAGAAAGAGGAAACAAAACACAUGCAGGAACAAGAAGCAAGACCAAUUUCAGUGGGAAGUUUUAAGACAAAGGAAAAAUCCCCAGAACCUAUUUCUGAAAUGAGAAUGGGCAAAAUACCAAAAGCAGACUCUGAGUAUGAAAAAUCAAAAAUACCAACUAGUCAGACAAGAAAAGAGAAACAUAGAAAACAAGAAGAACAUGUCACUGUGCCUAAACAAGAAGUAUCACCAGUAAAAGCCAAGUCUGAAUCACAGUUUAAAUAUGAUAUAAAAGCACAGACUGUAUCAGUAGCCAGUGGACAGAAUGUUGAAGUACCAUCUUCACCAAGAGGCUUAUCUCCUACAAGGGUUGUUGCAAAAACAUUUGAAGGUGUUUCUUAUAAACCAGCCAGUGUUUCAGAAACUGCCUUACUAACAACUGAAGUUAAACCUAUGAAAUUUGAUAUAAAGUCAUCCAGUAAAACUGGAACUGAAUUCACUAGACAGGAACCUCUGAAAAUUUCACAACAAAUAGAGGAAGUGAAAAAAGUGCCUGGUAUAGAAAAAGAAAUUGAAAAACCUGUUGAAAAGCCUCCUGAGAGACAAACUUCAUUCACAAGUUUAGAAGUAAAGACACCUACAAGUGCUAAAACAUCUGAGGCGCCCAUUGCACAAACUGUUAACAAACCUAAGCCAGAAUCUAGUACACCAAAAGAGAGGUCAGUAUUUACCUUUGAAAAUGUGAGUAAAGCAAAGCCUAAACCUGUACCAGAAAUUGAAACUAAAGAAGAAAUUAAGAAACAGGAACCGAAAAUUGAACAGAAACAGAAAGAAAUUAGUAAGAAACCAGAAAAAACAACAGUGAAAUAUGAGGAAAGUAAGGAUGUUUCACAAGUAACUGAAACAAAAACUGUUAAAGAUGACAAAGUUUGUGAAAGUUUAUUUGAAAUGCAUAAAAGACAGGUUGAAGACAAACUAGAAAAGAAACGUGACAGCCUUCAUAUGGAAGACAAACCGGUUGAAAAACAGGAAAAGAAAUCUGAAAUAUUUGAAUUGCACAUGAAACAAAUUGCUGAAAAAUUAGAACCAAGACGAGCAGCUGCACAUGUUGAAGAAAAAUUGAUUACUAAACCUGACAUUGAAAUGAUUGGUAAGCAUGAAAUAGAUUCAAAAAUGAUUGAAAUGCAUAGAAAAGAACUUGAAGAAAAACUUGAGCCAAAAAUUGAACCUAUAGCAGUAGAAAAACAUGAAAAAGUUCAUAAAAUCGAAAAACGUAAACAUGAAAGACCCCAAGUUGAAAAACCAGUUCAAACAAAAGUUAGAACAGUUAUGGAUACAAGUUUAGAUGAUAUUUUAAGUAAAAAUGUGGAAUACCUCAGUGACCUUGACCCACCUGAAUUCAAAAGGGGUCGUUCAGGGGGUAGAAAGCAGAGACCUCAGAGCAUUCAUGAACACCAGAAAGGGAAAAGAGUCCUGAAAAAGAAGUCAUUAUCAUCAAGAAGGAGUAAGUCAGAGGACAGGUCUCAUUUUAAGGUCACAGAAUCCGAUGAAGAUGCUGAGGUCAAAAAGAAGUCAAAGGUUACAGAAGAUUUGCCACAGUCUCCGGUUAAGGCGAACGCUGGUCUUCAGAUGGCGUCAGUCAAGGUCACUGCUUCCAGUAGUGGCAGCAAGGGAUUGCAGCAGAAGUCCGCAGAUGUUCCUAGUCAGAAACCGUCCACAGAGAAAACAGUUGAUAAGCCAAGCCAUCAAAGUGUCUCUAGACUGGGUACUCAAAACUUGCAAGAUAAUAAACCAGUCUUAAAACAGGAAGUUCAGUCUGUGAUCCAGUCUAGAGAACAAUUUGAUAAAAAACAAAAGGAAGAUGAACACAAGUCUAUUAUUGCUUCGGGAAUUCAAAAAUCUUCCGCCUCGGUUUCGGAAAUGCUUUAUGGGGAAAAUAUUCGGAAGGAAGCAUCAGAUAGCUUUACCGAAGUGAACCAGACCGAAUUAUCGGGUGGGAUGGCUUCUGACAUGUCAGAUUUGAUGGAGCGACGGAGGUUUGUUACGCGGGAAGCGGAUACACACAGAAUGGGAACAGACAGCGAUCAGAGUGCCUCGUCGUCGGCAAUGAGUGAAGGCAGUCGGAAACGAAGAAAAGAUAAAAGUUCCAUGCGAAAGUCGAAGCUGAAUGAAUCAAGUGAAGAUGCAUCCUCAUCUGGUCGACGGCGUGAUAGCUCUGACGACAGUUCCAAGGCAUCCAGGGUUGGUGUUCGUAGAGUUUCGUCAUCAAGGCUAUCCAGAGAAUCCAGGGAAGACAAAUACAAGGGAGAUCAACAAGAGGUGUUUGACGCCUUGAAGAAACACGACCUUGAAAUUUCAUUAACAAAACCUGGAACCAGUCAUAAUUCCACAACUGAGAACCAGUCCACUGACAAGCAUGCCAUUAACACUGAUCAUAAGCAUGUGAAUAACAUUGAAUCACCUCGAUUUGUGAACAAGUCCGUUUUAGAUAGUAAUUCAGUGCUUCCAUCGAGAUUUGCUUUGCCGUCCAAAGUUUCAGCUGCUAUAUCCAAACUGACUGAAUCCAGUGAAAAAGCUGCACCAGAAGGUUCAUCUAAGAAAACAGAGGAACAAACAAAACGUAUAAGGAGGGGAAACAACUUUUCCCAACUUUUACAAAAGUUUUCUGGGUCAGAAGCCUCAAGUUCUGAAAGAUCUGAUUCUGAAUCUCCUAGGAGAAAUAAAAUUUUCUUAAAAAGACAAGAGGCAUGUGCCGUUAGUAGCGGAAGUAGUGAUGAGACUAGGAGAACUCCAGAGCGAACCCAAAGUCUGAAAUUACGAAGUAAAGAAUCACCAGUCAUGGAGAAAGAAUCAGGUAGUUCAGUUCAAAGGUCAUCUAGUUUUAGAUCAGACUUUAUGAAGCGACGAUUUAGUCCAGAACCGGAUAACCGUAGACGGCUGCCAAGUACUCCAGCUGAACAGUCAGAUCAGCCCUCUCCUGAACUAGCUAAAGUGUUAAGCAAAAGAAAUGAAAUUGUUGCUAAGCAACAAGAAGAUGGGGAAGUUGUUGAAAAGCGAAGAAUACAUGACGGUAGGGUUGAAAAAGCUGAUAGACAUUCUGCUGCUGUAGAUGAUGAGGUAAUAGCAGACUCAGAGGUUCUUAAAAUGUUAAAAUCAAGAAGAAAAGAAACAGAUUCUUCUAUAGAAAAUUCUUCUGUCUCUGAAAGUGAAAACAAGUCUCAAAAACCAUCUUCUCAUGUUGAAAGUGCCUUUAAAUCUGACACAAAAACUCAGUUGUCUCAGACAUCCAAAGCAUCCACUGAAAGUGAUAAAGAAAGAGGGAGGUUACAAUCUCAGUCUUCUGUAGAAAGCAAACUUACAAUUAAUUUAGCAAAAACAGAAAAGGAGAAAGUUUCACACCCUGCCUCACACCUUGAUAAAUCAGAAAGUGCCAAAUCAAAAACUUACGUCCCAAAUUUAGAUCUCGCUUCCAUAGACACAAGUUUAGAUGUUCUUAAAACUGUAACUGAUGAUUUAGAUGACACAGAACAUUCCAGUGAUAAAUUAAACACAGAUCUUUCUCAUUUGAAAGUUACUUCACCCACUCAAGUUGCCCAGUUUAUAAAAACUGUUGAAAGUGAUAGUCAUAGUCAACCAGAAAUCAAAUCACAGACUACUCAGAGUAGAACUGAGGCACAAGAACAAAAAUCAUCCAGAAGUAGAGUGAUUGAAUCCAAAGUGCAGUCAAAAACAGAAUCUAUUCAAAGACCUUCUUCCCCUACUUCCCCACCACAUGGAAGCAUUAACAUCACCAAUAAAAGUCAGAUUAUGAGGAAGAUCUCAACAAGAGACAGAACUCCUGAAAGACAAAGUCCAAAAAGAUCAGGACCGAUGAAAGUGAUGGCGCCAAUGAGUUCUUCUGGUUCGGGACUAACAAGAACAGAAUCUGUUGGUCGCUCAGAAUCUGAGAGACCAAAGGGAAUCCUGAAGCGAACACCGUCAUUGAAGCAAAGUGGUGUCAUAGUCGAUCCAGAACUCGCAGAGGUGUUGAAGUCUCGGCGAAACCGACAUGAAGAUGUAGAUGAAGAGGAAGAAGAUAACAAGUUGACUGCAGAAGAGGAGAUUAGAAAAGCAAGAGAAGAAGCUCAGCAGAAAGAUGAUGUUGCCUCCGAAAGGGAAGUGUCUGUUGCCGAGAGAAUAUUUCAGAUGCACACAAAGAUUGAAGAAGUAAAAUCGUGUCCUAUAACUCCGAAAGCAAGAUCGGGAUUCACUACUCCAAAGUCUGCUUUACAAAGGUCUGGAAAUAUAUCGCCUAAAGGUCAGUUCAGUUUUGACGAGAGCAGCAAACAGCUUGAACUAUCUGGUUCCCAGCUCAUAGAACGUCUAACAACUCUUGAAGGGCGCCAGACUAACAUCUCAGAGAAACGUCAGAAGUUUCAGCAUCGCCGGCGAGAUGACGCCAGGACGCGCACGCAACCUGUAACACUACAAGAAAUACAGCUAGCAGACAGUUUAGAAACAGUGAAGAAGUUCCGGGCAGAGGUGAUCCAGAAAGCAUCGACAAACGUUUUUGAAGCUCUUCAAAAAGAAGAGAAACAAGUGCCUGCAAAGAAGACAGAAUUCCCACAAGAAUUACGAUUAGAGCGUAGAUCUCGAGGCCAGCGUCAUAAAACUUUACCUGUCACUGCCGCAGAGUUAAAUGCAAUACCUGAAGACAAGCCUUCAGAGACAAUGAAUUCUUUGAAAAAGAAAUUUGAUUCUUACGGUGCUAGAGACUCUAAAGCAGAUUCGGGUAUUCUCAGUGGCUCGGAAGGUGAAAUUAUAACACAUGAAAUGGAGAGCUGGAGAAGUUUGAGCGUGGAAGAAAACAUCGGUGAAGAUGAUCCAGUUAAACUUAGCGUUUCUGCUAAAGCUUCAAUGUUUCAUCAGAUUCAGGAAUCGUUAAAAGAGAGACAAGAGAAGAAAUCGGCAAGCGGUGCUAAAAGAUACAUUGAUCGUAAAAAGCGUGAAAGGUCAAGAACGUUGCCAAUUACAGAAGAUGAAGUGAAGUUGGCAGCGGAGAUUGCCGACAAAGAGGAAGAGGAGAGUAAGAAAGGGGAGGAAACUCCUGUAACCGAACCAGCAGAAGGUGAAGGUGAUUCAGAUGAAUUGUCAAGACAAAGUUUGAAAGAUAAAGUGAAGUUGUUCACGUCUAUAGAAGAAGAAAAGAAAGCUGUAGCUGCAAAAAAAGGUCUUCCCCCACCGCCAAAGCGGAAGAACAGAAAACUUGCUUCCAGAUUCGCAACCCAGCCUGUAACUUUUGAAGAGGUAGAAAAAGCUGCAAAGAUCUCGCCACUAGCAUGUAGUCUUGUGAAGCCGCCGGACCCAGAAAUCCUCUCUGGACUGUCCGUGAAGGCCCAGAGGGAGCUAACAGCCCAGCAUGCACAGCAAACCCUCUCACAGCCCAGUUCACGCUCAAGUUCCAGGGUACCCUCUCGUGCUGCCUCAAUAGGGGAUUUGAGCACAGAGGUUAUAAAUAAAGAUUCUUUGACAGCAUCCAACACUGACUUUAACCAGAACCAGUCAGCAAUAGACAAUAGUUCAGAGACUGUUAGACCCUCUGAUGUUAAAACUAAAGGAUUUGAAGUGAAAAAACAAGAGGAAUCUGUUCAUUCAUCACAAUCAGUUGAAAAAAUAACAACAAGCAAACUAGACUCACAGAAAAAGAACAUUUUAAAGUCUCAGUUAGAAGAGAAACUAUCUCUCCUACAUAAAGCACCUAUUGGAUUAAGACCAAAUUCCGAUGUGGUUCCAACAAUAAGUGAUAUAAAUAAAGCUUUACAUAAAUCUUCGUCAGUAGAUAGUGCACAGUCUAGUGAAGUUAAAGGAAUACUCAAGAGAGAGGGCAGCUUUGAGACUAGAAAGAUGGAUGUAGAUAUUAAAAGUGCAAUAAAAGGUUCAGACAUUACUGCUGACACAGUAGCUGAAGUGGAUAGUGAAGAUAAUGUGAUUGAAGGGUUUGAAUCUUCAGGGGAUAAUCUGGAUAGUGAUGAAGGACUUCUGGAAGCUGGAAGUGAGAAAGCUGAUGAUACACCAGUGAGAAAGGGCAGCAAAGCUAGAAGAAGGUUUAACAGAGACAGAAAAUUAGAGCAAGAAAGAUACAAAACUCAGCCAGCGGAAGGCAGCAGUGAAACUCCAGAUUCCAUUAGGGCCAAGAAGAAAUAUGUGGGGCGUCAUUUUACACAACCGGUCACACCAGAUGAGAAACAGGAGGCAGAAAUUGCCACAGAUAUGCCAGAAAUACAGAAAACAGGGUCUAUAAAUGACAGGUUAAAUGCGUUGAAGAAAAGUGGGGAUGAAGACUGGAGAAAGCGAGUGUCUCGCCCAAUUGAUCUGGACAGAUUAGACCGGCGAUCAGCAAGCCCAGACCCUAUCACACCGACUGCCGGGGUCAAAAUGAGGGAAAAGAAAAGUCUGGAUGUCCCAAGGCCGUCUAGUAUAGCUGAUAGAUUGUCGGCACUAGAUUCUGCACAGGAAGGAUGGAGAGACCGUGUGGGCGAGACUGAUGUGAAGAAGUUUACUAUCGAACAUAAAAUAACUUCUUCUGGCCAGACUGUCGGAGAGAGCCCACUGGUUGCUAGGUUACGAGGAAAAACACCAAGGAAAGAGCACAGUCGAGACUCCGAAUCUAGCGAAAAUUCUGAACUUAUAUCACCCACGUCCCCGACAAAGCCCCUCCCAAAGGAGGUUGUGUGUCCAGACCUGCCUGCCGAAAUGCUGGUUGAAGAGAGUAAAUCACCAUUGGCAAUGUUCAGCACUGUGGAGGAAGAAAAAAGUAGUUCUACCGUGGCAGUUCCAAACGUGGGGGCAGAAAUAGAGGACUUCUUCCAAUCAAGCGAUAAAGUUUCUGUAAAAUCCUCGGAACUUGACGUCACUGUGGACGACUUUAAUGAGUUAUUUAUGAAUGCCAAUGACAUGCUUGAACCCACCAAGAGAGCAAAACCAAAGAGGCGUUACAACACCAAAAGUAGAAAUCCACUAAAAACUAUGUCAGCCUGUUUAGAGGUCAAAUCUGAGUACACAGAGGUCAUUCAUGGUGUUGCAGAGCGUGAACUGAAGAGUGUCAAAGUUGCAGCAUUGCAGCAGAAUUCAGGUUUCGCUGUGGAAGCGUUAGCUGGUCUGGCCAGCAUGGAGAACUUUUCUAAGGUUGAACUACGCAAGACAGACUCAAACGGGGCUGGUUCCCCGGGAUCUAACUCACGACUUGAACCGUAUCUUCCUCUGAUGCUCAUACAUAUCAAAGGCCGGAGAAAAGUGCAAUGUCGAUUAGUUGAACCGAAGGCGGAGUCGGUAAACAGUGGUGAUUGCUAUGUACUGGUAACACCAGACAGAAUUAUACAGUGGAUCGGAGAUUACUGUAAUGUGAUAGAAAAAGCCAAAGCUGCAGAUGUCUGUGAUUUUGUAAAGCAGAAACGUGACCUUGGUUGUAAGCAUGCACGAGAGGUUACAACACUUGAAGAAAAGAAAGGCAGACUGGGCAAUGCGCGGAAUUUCUGGGAUCUUCUCGGUGGAUAUAAGCCUUCUAUGUCAUCAGGACCUGCUGAAGAAGACGAGCUUUAUGAGACCCAUAUUGUAGAAACUAACAUGAUUUACAAACUGGAGAACAAUAAACUGGUACCUGUACAAGAAUAUUGGGGGAACCAGCCAAAAUAUGAAAUGUUACACUCUAGUCAGGUGUAUGUAUUUGAUUUUGGAAGUGAGCUGUAUUUAUGGCAAGGAAAAGCCGUACCACCAAACCAACGCAAGGUUUCCCUCAAACUCGCUCAGCAGUUAUGGAACCAGGGUUAUGAUUAUAGCAAGUGUGAAAUUAAUCCUGUCUCACCGUUAAGAACUGAGGAAGAAGGGGGCUUAUCAGGCAUCAGUGAGAAGAGACCAGACUGGGCAUUAUUUGGCAAGGUCAAUGAGAAUAUGGAAACCAUUCUGUUCCGAGAGAAGUUUGCUGAUUGGCCAGAUACCUCAAGGUUGAUCAAGGUCAAAAGUCAGGAAGAGGUCAACUCUGCCAAGUUUGACCUUGCUGACCUUAAAGCAUAUGAUGCGAAACUAAUGGUACCUGUUGAUACAAAGCCAGUUUCUUUGGUUCUGGAAGGAUCUAAUGUUGGUAGAGGUACAAAAUGGGAACAAGAUAUGGAUGGUUUCAUUCAAGAGCAAGACAUACAGACGCGUAAAGUGCGUGUCUGGCAUGUGUUAGAGUAUGACCAUUAUGAAAUUGAGGAUCAUAGUUACGGACAGUUCCACGAGGGUGAUACGUACGUGGUACGAUGGCAGUACAUGAUUGUAAAUGCAGGCAUGAAGAGUUUAAAGGGGCAAGCUUCAAGAUUUUCUCAGAUGGGACGGGAAAGAUGUGCGUAUUUCUUCUGGCAAGGGAAAAGUUCAACGAUAAAUGAAAAAGGAGCCUCAGCACUCAUGACUGUAGAACUAGAUGAAGAAAGAGGUCCUCAGGUUCGAGUCUCAGAAGGCAAGGAACCAGCUUGCUUCUUGAAUUUAUUCAAGGGUCGGACAAUAAUUCACAUCGGGAAACGGGAGGAGGAGGAAACGAACACACAGGGGCCAUGGAGAUUCUAUUGUCUACGUAAUGAAUAUGACAACGAAAUGUGUUUAAUUGAAGUGCCAAAAGACAUUAGUAAUUUACGCAGUGUGUCUUCGUGUUUGUUACUCAAUGUUGUGACUGGAAAAUUGACAGUAUGGCACGGUUGUAAAUCUCCAGAACACACAAGGAAAUUAGCGAAAAAGGCAGCAGAUAACCUCAAAGAAAGAUGUCCACUAGAAGUUGGUCUACACCAGGGUGUUAGUAUAGACAUCUGUGAGGUAGAGGAGGGAGAGGAGAAGACCGAUUUCUGGAGAAUGAUGAAUGUACAUAUACGUGAUAGGUCAAAAUACCACUGUCUUCUAAAUAAUCCCGAGUCUUUCAGCCAUACUUUACGUUUGUUUCACAUGACAAGUGUUUCUGGGGUAUUUGAGGCACACGAAAUCAUGAAUCCAUCCCGCACGCCAGAAUUGCCAACAAAAUUUCCCGUCCUUCAAGCAGAUCUCUACAUGGCGCAGCAGCCGACACUGUUCUUGGUGGAUAACGGUCACGAAGUUUAUCUGUGGCAGGGUUGGUGGCCAGAGGGCGAUGAGGACCAGGAGAAUAUACUUACAGGUUCAGCCCAGACCAGGUUCACUGUAGAUAGAAGAUGCGCCAUGGAAACUACUCUAGCUUAUUGUAAAGAAAUCAACCCAGAGAAUCCUCCGCCAGCAUAUAUGGUCUAUGCGGGACUUGAACCUCUGUCUUUCACCAAUCUUUUCCCAUUCUGGACAGUUGAUGAAAAUGUGAGGGAAAUCAACAUAAGGGAUGGUAAGACAGAAGGAGAGUUGGUACCAGUACAAGAUCUUCUCAAGAAGUUGACCAAAACAAGAUACACCUUCGCUGAGCUGCUGGAAACACCCCUUCCCGAGGGCGUCGAUCCAUUGAAAUUGGAGUCUUAUCUUUCUGAUGAGGAAUUUGAGGCGGUGCUGGAGAUGACUAGAGAAGAGUUUUAUGCCUUACCUGGCUGGAAACAGCAGAAGCUCAAGCAGCAAGUGGAACUUUUCUAAACACACUGUUUAAUGAGGACUGUGACAUACUGUUUAGUGAGGACCGUGAAAAGUAAACACCAUGUUUAAUGAGGGCUUUGAAAUACUAAAUAUCAUGUUUAAUGAGGACUACCAUGUUUAAUGAGGACUGUGAAAAUUAUCUAUUCACCAUGUUUUGUGACAAGUAUAGAAAUUUGUUAGUACCUAAGCUGGUGUAUGGACUAAACUAAAAAAUGUUGGUUUUAUGUCAGAAUUAUUUAGACACAUGGUGAAAAUGAAACCAAGAAAUGUUAUAUCUGCAUUAAGUUGCUACCAUUUCUUGGCUUGUGGAUAGAAAAUUGCUAACAAUUCAAGUGAAUAAACAAGUAUCUCAGUGCAAUAAAAUUGACUUUGAAACCUUUGCAAUAUAAUGCAUAGAGAAAUCCCCAGCGUUACUUCCCCUGAUAAGACAAGAUAUUGAUAAUUUAGUGCAAGAAAACUCUUAGGAAAGAAACAUCUUAAAAUGGCAGAAAAAUGUAGCUUUGCACAGCAGCCCGUGUCAAAAUGGCAGUAAAAUUUAGACUUUCACAGCAGCUAAAAUGUGUGUUAUAUUGUCACCUUGGCGCAAAAAGUGAUUAACUGAAUUGACAUAAAGAAGCAGUUAACCAUUUUUGCACAGAGAUGAUGAUUUUGUAAACCCCGUCCCUAGCACAAACUGUAGGUGACAGUUCCAGUUUUUUUGUGUUUGUUAUUUAGCCUAUUCAUUGAAGACUGAAAGCACUCACAGAUUAAAUAUAUUCUCAUUUGGAAAAAUGCCAAAAUAUGCUCAUAAACAUCACAAUUAUGCUGUUGUUGUUUUUUAAAAUAACGAAAAGGCAAUAUUUUUAUGACAUGUAUAUUUUUGAAAAACUAGUCCUUUUUCAUCCAAUUAAGCUGGUUCCGCUACAUGUAUUGUGAUGUGUGUUAAUAUGUGCAUAUUACACACUUGUGCUCAACAUGCAUAUUUUGAAUACAUGUUUGAUUUCCAUUCAGUUUGUAUGUUAACACAUAAUACAUUCAAUGUCUCAUAAAAAAUAUACAUGUGCUAUAUAUAUUUGUUUUACUAAUAUGAGAAAUGGUAAGAUUUACUUACAUUACUGACAAAAUAUGUCUUAAUUUUUAUGCAUUUAUGCAGAAUAAAUUCCUGUACCUAAAAAAUAAAGAAAAAAUGAUUUACAAUAAUCUGGAAUAAGUUAUUCUAUUUCUGGCCUCAUAUAUAUUUUUACGCCACCUUAUUUAUUUAUUUGACCUACAUAUUUUAUCGCUGUCAACAAUAAAGUGCUGCUUUGCAUACAAACUAUUCUGCUGAAACUUUUUACAUCAUUUUUUUUUUUCAUUUUAAAAUAAAAUUAAAAUAGACAAUUUUUAGAAAUCGGUAAAAACAUAUUUUGGUAACACUAACCUUAAGACGGUAAGUUUCAAACAUAGAAUAUAUUUUAUAUGAAAUUUGCAUAUAGUAGUUUUAGUGUUGCAUAGAAACCUAGACUUGCCUGUGAUAACCUUUUUUGCUGCCUUGUACAAAUUUGAUAUCAAUAGAAUGAAAUAUUUUACUUCUAUUUUUUUUUUCAGUUUCCCUCUUUCCAUUAUAUCAUUUGAAAAUUUUUAGACAUAUCAUGGAAGCGAUUUUGAAUAAAUAUUGCGUUGUUGCAUUUACAUACUGCUAAACUAUUUUCAAGAGAUUUUUAUGAUCAAGUAUUUAUGUGUUUGUUCUUAAUGAAUUUGUUGUAAGAUCAUACUACGUUUAGAGAACAUAUGAUUGAAGUUAAUAAAAGACCUUUCAAGUUUGUUUUAGAACUUUGUUUAGAAAUUAAAAGUGUCCUUUAAAUACUAUUAUUUCAUGUAUUAUGAAACACGUGUUUCUCAGAAAAUGAAACGUUCACCCGUAUCGUCAAAACUUCAACAGAGUUUGUUAAAAAUUAGGAGAGGUAGAAUAUCCAGAAUUAAGUAGAAAUAACAAACAGUAUUAUACAAAUGGAAUUCAAUUUGAUAACAGAAGAUUCUGUUUCUUAUUCAGUUUUUACAUGGCUGUGUUAUGAAAUUGUAAAUAUCAUGAAAUCAUGUGAUAUUAAUUGUGUAUAGUGUUUCUGUUACCUGUAAAAUUGUUAAAAAUGAUCGAAAGAUUUUGUUUGUUUGCUUAAUUUAUUAGAAUUUUGUGUGAUUUGUUGUUGAAAUAUAUUUUUAAUAAGUUGUGUUUAAUAUAUAUGCAUGUAGAAUUUGUAACAGCUUUAACAACAUAUAUUGUGUUCAUAAACGUGUACUGUUUUCUGUAACAUGCAUAGAAACGUGUAGUUCUGUAUAAAUAAAAGCUGUACAUGAAUUGUACAAAGAUUGUGUAAAUAAAUUGUAUGAAUACUGUAGAAAAGUUCCCGAGUUAAAGAAUUUUGAGUUAGACCUGUACCAUAUUGUAAAUAUGUAUUAGAAUUUUGUACAGUUAUAAAGAACCGCGUCAGUGCUUUGAAUUAGCAAAUGUUAUAUCAUUAUAUAUCUUCCAUGAAUAAAUUAAAUGCCAUCAUA